GUGUGUUAUAGAAACACUCACUAACCAUGUAGUAAAAUAGAUGGUGAGUUAGAGAACCUUAACCUAUUUUAUCUUCACUCUAGGUUAAAAUAGGAGUUUCAAUUUUUAAAAUAUGAUUUGAGACGGUGGUUGCUCUUUUCUUAUUCUCAAAUGACGACACUCGCUUAGAAUUGAGGAUUAUCGAACGCCAAAAAAAAAAUGACCGAAAUAUGGAAAGAUGAGCUGGACCUACGUCCAGCACCUGAAUUGGAGGCCGAUGUCCUUAGACUCACUACGAGAUUGAUGAUGAGAGAGCGAGAACUACGCAAAACUAAACUACAAAUGACGUCACAGAUUGCUUAUGCCCAUCAAUUAGUUGCUUUGUGGAAAACACGUGCAGAAAAACAGGAGGAGAAAAUGCAUUUGAUGCUACAGCAGAAAGAUCGGGAAAUGAAAGAAAUUACUUUACAAUUGUUUAGAUUCCAGGGUGAUCUUAAAACAGAACAACGCAGGAUAGAAAAGUUAUUCGAAGAGAAAGACAGAAUUAUCAAGAAACAGAAAUUAGAACUUGUUCGAUUAAAGCGACACUUAGGCAGAUUCGUAGGUGGUGAACAAAGAAAGACUCGCGAGUGUCAUGAGCAAACAUACUCUGAAUCAGUGAGAUCUGAAGUAGAGAAUUACGCUGCUCAAAAUACAUCAAAAAACACCUCAAUAAGAGGUAAUGAUACUCUAAACAUACGUCCUUCACUCGCCAAAGAACCUCAUUCGUCCAGAGUGACCAUUAAUUGGAAAAACGUUGCUAAUUCCAAAAAAGACAGCUGCUUAAGACAACGUGCUAUUCAGGAUGUUACCAACGUCUUGCAGACAGCGUAUUCUCGAUCACAAGGAGACGACAGUUCUAACCAAGUAACCGCCAAUCAACUGAUUGUUGAUAACGGCGUAAAAUCGAAAGAUCUUUCAUUAAAGGCUGGAGAAGAGUUGACAAGUUGCAAUUCUUGUAAUGGAAUUGAACUAAGCAUAAGGAUAAAAGAAAACAAGAACAUUGAGACUGCAUAUUCAGUUAAAGAAAAGGUUCAUUUUAAACAAAAAACGCCCAUUGACUUGAACAUUGUAAAAGGAUACAGUACGCUUUCUUUGAAAGGAAUCAAAAUAUUAUCACCACAUUCUAUGCAACUGUAAGAACCUAAAGGACCCAUAAUUUAGAGUAGUUUGAAAAACUAUUACAUCUUUUAUGUUUAAAAUCCUGUGGUACGUUACAUAGGCCAUGUUAAAAAUACGUUAACAUAUAUAUUGUAGCAUUUAACUUUUAGAAAUUCUGUAUUUAUUUUAAUUGUUCUAUAACUUAAAGAAUUAUAUAGAAGGUUACGCUUGCUACGUGUAUUUAAGUUAAAGAUUAUUUUUCUCUCUUGUUCGUAUGAAGGCUUGUUGAGUACCAGGGUUUGGUUGUGAGAAUUUCAUUGUAUAAUUCGUCAGAUGUUUUUUCAUGACCUUUUACUAUUUUGGUGUGCGAUUUGUGAGAUAGUGGACGACAUGAAACGAUUAUUGGAAUUUGUGUGUGAAAUGUA
Messenger RNA from Limulus polyphemus (Atlantic horseshoe crab), 1544 nucleotides. RefSeq lists its product as uncharacterized. Bases 199 to 1158 code for a protein of 319 amino acids. The transcript is spliced from 2 exons. Lineage: Eukaryota; Metazoa; Arthropoda; Merostomata; Xiphosura; Limulidae. The record is from RefSeq and is a predicted model, not a curated record.